Molecule: messenger RNA, 3236 nt
Organism: Sclerotinia trifoliorum
Lineage: Eukaryota; Fungi; Ascomycota; Leotiomycetes; Helotiales; Sclerotiniaceae
Source: the annotation of a GenBank genome assembly
AUGCGGCUGAGGUUACCCAAAUGAGGGGUUCAUGCAGGGGCCGCAUAUUACACGACCGUAUAACUUCUAUCAUCUUUUCUGCCCAAACAUCUUACAAGCCUGCAUGGAAUGCUUAUGGCUUUAAAUUCACCGAUACAUGGUCCAGUAAAAGAUAAUGCGGAGUCGUGAUAUUUUUCACCAUGGUUUAUUGCAUAUCAAGUACUGGAUAUUCAUACGACGAUCACCAUUUAAAGCUUUAAUCUAUUAUACUGUCAUAUGCAUAUGGUCUUGCUCAUAGGUUAGUGAUCUGUGGUCUAAGUCGCCCGUUCAUUCAGCUGAAUUCUCGUGAUUAUCUUGGCGCGGGGCUGGCAGAUUCUUGGAUGCAAAUAGCCAUAUAUCAGUACUUGGUAACAUACGCCGCCUGCGCCUUUACCCAACUCUUCCAAUACAACAAUAAAUGUUAGUUAUAUGCGCAUGAUUCCCUCUUGCUCUCACAAAUCACUCAAAUUCUCUCAUUCCAUCUCACAGUUGCAGCUAAGGAUUUACCCCGAUAACCGCUGUACUAGCACAGCGAGCACUUGGAAUUAUGGCUGCAAUCCCGGCACUCAGCUACCCAAUCACUGGGCCUCCAAAGCUUCCCAGCUCCUGCUGACGGUAAAUUUGACGGUUUCUCGCUACUUUUCAUUCUGCUAAGACUUUUAGGAUCUGUCCCUCUGAGACGUGAAAUUCGUGACCUUCAACGCAACUUCCCUGAUCAAUGGACACUUUAUAUACUUGGACUUCAGGCUUUUCAACAACUUGACGAGAAGUCAGAUUUAUCAUGGUAUGGAAUCGCUGGUAUGUAUCUCAGAAAUACUUCUAUAAACAUGAAAUAUUUUUCUGACAUGUAAAGGUAUUCAUGGACGUCCAUAUCGUCCUUGGGGUGGAUCUCAAGGAGAUAACUCUCCUGGAUGGCAAGGCUAUUGUACUCAUAGCUCUAUUCUUUUUGCGCCAUGGCAUCGUCCUUAUCUUGCAUUAUUCGAAGUAAGUGGAUAGUCCAUCUAUAUCCUUCUGUCCUUCAUUCUAACACUCAUAUUUUGAUAGCAAUAUCUCUAUCAAAUUAUACAAAAAAUUGCUUCUACAUUCCCCGCCGCCACUAAGGCUCGUUAUCAACAAGCGGCUCUAACCUUUCGAAUGCCAUACUGGGAUUGGGCUGCCACACCACCUGCUGGUGAUAAGUACUUUCCUACUGUUGUCGGACAGCCGUUGAUUCAGCUCAUUACUCCCACCUCGAAUAACAAACCAGUACAAAUCACCAAUCCCCUCUACUCUUACAAAUUUAACCCGUUGAAUCCAUUGAAGGGUGAUUUCCCUAGUACUCCGGUAUGAAUUGCCAUCUUUUAGAAAACCAUGACAUAUUGACAUGUUCAGGAAUCACGAUGGCCGAGCACUCUCCGGUAUCCAACCAACGGAAGUGCAACUGCCAAAUCCCAAGAACAACAAGUCUUUGACGCUAUGGAGUCACAAUUUGAUUCCUAUCAAAGCAAUAUUUAUCUUAUCAUGAGAGAUCCGAACUAUAAGCAAUUUGAUGCUUUUAGUAAUCAUCAAUGGGCAGCAAAUAAUGCUCCUGGUACUUAUGGUAGUAUUGAGGAUGUGCAUAAUAGUGUUCACAGUGAAACUGGUGGGAAUGGUCAUAUGGGUGAUCCUGAUUAUGCCGCUUUUGAUCCUUUGUUUUGGUUACAUCAUACGUAAGUUAAUAUUCCUGUCUUUGGUCAUACAUCCAAUAAUGCAUUGGAUGCUAUGCUUAUAAAAUUUCCCAGCAACGUCGAUCGUCAAUUUGCCAUUUGGCAAGCCUUGAAUCCUACCAGCUACGCAAUCAACAAACCUUCCAGUGACGGAACCUUUUCCAUCGAAAGCGGUGCCCAAGAAACCAGUACUACUGCCUUAACACCAUUCAACAAUGCCACUGGCAAAACUUACUGGACCUCUGACGGUGUGCGCAGCACAGUGACAUUUAAUUAUGCAUAUCCCGAGACCCAACAAUGGAAAUUUCCUACUGUCCAACAAUAUCAAACAAGUGUUCUAGCUGCAGUUCAAAAAUUGUACGGUGCUACUAGUAACCAAUUCAUGCAACUGAUGGGUGUGCAAACUGCUGCUGCCUCUGAGCCCAUUGCUGUUCAAGCGAGCCAAAUCGUGGCAGAUGGCAGUAAUACAGCUCAGAAACCUAUUGGUGAUGGUGCUGCUUCGUCACCUGGCGAACACAAAAUUUUAUCAAAUCUUCUUCAAAAUUCUGCCAAAACUAAUGCUAAGCCCGUUGACGCGGCGAGAGGUGAAGAGGACUUUGAAUCCGAGAUUGGAAAACGUAAGACGCCUUUCAUUAUUCAGCUCACAAUCAAUACGCUAACAUUGUUCAAGCAUCCGAAAAUUCUUCAAGAAGCGUAGAACCAAUUAAAUACAGAGAAUACAUUGUCAAUAUUCGCGCUCCGAAGCAUAUUCUCCAUCAAACCUAUCGCGUACGAAUUUUCCUCGGUGAUUUUGAUUCAGAUCCUGCAACAUGGGUAUGUUAGAUUUUCUACAUCCUUUUUCCUCCCUCUCUCUCUCCCUCUCUCUCUCUUUGUGCUCUUUUCUCCAUCCACAAACUAACAAGAUAAAAACCAACAGGCAACAGCCGAAUCUACAAUCGGCACCUUCUCCUCCUUUGGCAAGAACCCCGCCACCACCUCCUGCGGAAAAUGCAUCAAAGACGCCGCACGCUCCCUCAUGAUCUCAGGAACCAUCCCCCUAACCCCCAUUCUCCUCAAACUCUUCAAAUCAGGCGAUCUUGGAUCGCUAGAAGUGGAAAAUGUCAUUCCGUAUCUGAGACGAAAUUUGCAUUGGAGAGUUACGUUGGCGGAUGGUACGGAGAUUGAUAGGGGAGAGGUGGAGGGCUUGAAGGUUAGUGUGGUUAGUACUUUGGUUGGGUGUGUGCAGGGGGGUUUUCCAGAGUUUAGUGGGGUGUAUGAGGUUCAUAGUGAGGUUACUGGGGGACGGCCGGCGGGGUUAAGUGAGGGGGAUAGGGUUUGAGCUUUGCGCUGUGAGAGUGAGUUGGGAAUAGUGGUUAGUAGGAUUACUUGGAGGACGGGUAAUUGAUUUUUUUUUUGGGUUGUUUUAGGGGUAUUUGGGAUUGCGAUGUUUUGGAAUAUUAAGAAAAUUUUUUCUUUACUCUACGUCUUCAUCACUGGGGAUAUGAGGAAUGGCUUUUCACGAUUUGACGUCAUCUUUACGCAUCAUCAUCUUCG